Molecule: messenger RNA, 822 nt
Organism: Mollisia scopiformis
Lineage: Eukaryota; Fungi; Ascomycota; Leotiomycetes; Helotiales; Mollisiaceae
Exons: 1
Coding region: 187-660 (157 amino acids)
Source: RefSeq, a predicted model, not a curated record
UCAGCCUCGAGAAGGUGACAUUGAACAACCACGAGACUUGCACCAGAAAGAUACUACAUUACGGAAAGACUAGGCGCAUCUGUACCGAACUCUAUGGUGGCCUCGGAAUACAGCUCCGUUGGUGCUGCGUAGGUUUCCGCGGCGAGCGCGAUCAAAGCCUGGUGCCUCCACUUGAGUAAUGCAACGAUGGUAGACCCAAUUUCAAUUACGACGGGCGUCCUCUCGCUUUUAGGAACAUGUUACAAGAUCGUCAGUGCUACUAAAGCUUUCCACGAUGGUAUGGUCAUCGUGGAUGUCAAGGUCACGGGAUUGCUCUCCGAUGUCGAGAGCUUCGCACAAGCAUUGCAAGGUUUAUAUAACACGCUAGAGGAAGAAAGAGUCAAGGCCACCUUUCAAAGUACAGGUCAUAUUGGCAAUCUAUGGAUGAAUUUGUCGAAAACAAUUACUGACGGACAGAACACUCUCGUCCAACUACAAAGCACACUCGACAAGAUCAACAAAACCGUCGGUAUUCUUGAUAAUGCUCGAAAGCAACUUCGACUCAACAGCUCAAUGGCUGAGCUUGCAAUGUUCCAACAGCAGAUACGGUCAUAUCGUGAUACAAUUCAGCUCACACUACAAACCUUCAUCUUGUAUGUUUCCCUUCCUAGUGUGAUUUAGUUGCUGAUUCAAUACAGAUGGAACCAGGUCAAGGUCAAAGAAUCCACAGACAAGAUCCUACCAAAUCUUGAUGAGCUUUACGAGUUCAUCAGACGAGCUACGUUCGACAUCAACGCACGUAUAGAUAGACUGCUCACUGUGAUCGAGUCGAAAUCCAGAAGC